Molecule: messenger RNA, 822 nt
Organism: Salpingoeca rosetta
Lineage: Eukaryota; Choanoflagellata; Craspedida; Salpingoecidae
Exons: 2
Coding region: 1-822 (273 amino acids)
Biological process (GO): negative regulation of DNA-templated transcription
Cellular component (GO): nucleus
Molecular function (GO): RNA binding; metal ion binding
Source: RefSeq, a predicted model, not a curated record
AUGCACGGCGCGUGCCACAGGGACGACUGCGCGUUCUCCCACGACGUGGAACAGGAGCGAAAGACGGAGGUGUGCAAGUAUUUCCUCGCCAACACAUGCCGCAAGGGGGACGCGUGCCUGUACUCACACGACCUCAAGCAGCUGCCCUGCCGCUACUUCUUCACCGUCGGCUGCACCGUUGAUGCGUGUCGGUUCUCGCACGACCCGCUCACCACGGAGCAGCAUGCGCGGCUGGCACGCGAUCUGCAAGGGUACCUGCGCAUCAAGCAGCAUGACCCCGGCUAUGCAGAGGCCGUGGCGGAACGAGAAAAGCAGCAACACACCGCCGCCAACAGUAGCAGCAGCAGCAGCAGCGCCAAUGGUGAACAGGGGUCACAGCUUACACAGCAACAACCCCAAGGACACCAACAGCAGCUGGGGGAGGAGGUGGUUGUGGCAACAGCUUCUACGGCAGGCGGUGGCGGCGGCGGUGGUGUUGAGAUGCAGCGGCCACCGACGCCUACAUUCGACUUUGAUCUCUUUGGUGGCGAUGAUGACGAUGAUGACGAUGAUGACGAUGAUGAGAAGGAGGAAAAGGAGGAGGGCGAUAAAGGAAAGGGAAAAGGAAAGGGGCCAGGUGAUGAAGGCGAUGGGUUGGGGGAUGGCAAGGUGUCGGGGAGUGGGGGAGCCAGCGAAGAGGAGCUGAUGCAGCAACGACAGGAGCAGCAGGUGUCGCUGAAUGCGCUAACGGCUGUGCUGUUGCGGGGAAAGCAGAAACGGGAGGAGCUCAUCGGCGUCACCGCACCGUCACAGUUGAAUCACGGGUGCAGGCAGCACCGAUGA